Messenger RNA from Aspergillus nidulans FGSC A4, 671 nucleotides. RefSeq names its product PHO88 family protein. The record is from RefSeq and is a predicted model, not a curated record. Gene Ontology annotation, cellular component: endoplasmic reticulum. NCBI's taxonomy places the organism in Eukaryota, Fungi, Ascomycota, Eurotiomycetes, Eurotiales, Aspergillaceae. Bases 108 to 671 code for a protein of 187 amino acids. The transcript has 3 exons. Gene Ontology annotation, biological process: protein targeting to ER.
GGGAAGUUUCUGCUCGCGUGUUCUUUCAACCAACGCCCACCCUUCAGUUCAUUACACCGCGGCAAUCUGUCUCUCUCGCUCAGUUGCCUUCCAUUGCCGCUUUCAAAAUGGUGUCCCCUCAAGUUACGAAUUUGGCGAUCAUCGUUGUGAUGAUGCAGGUCGCCAAGAAGGUUCCUUUCGACGACCCUGAUGUUCUGCUGCUUGUUCGUGGCCUUUACGUCGUGUCGAACGUGAUUAUUUUGAGCUUGUAUCUCUACACACAGGCUCAAAUCAAUAAGAAGAACGAUCUUUCGACACUGAAAUACGUCGAGCCUGCUCCGCUUGGAAGCGGCGAGGAGCCUCGUCCUGUCACAACUACCAACAUGGAGUACGAUAAGGGCCAGUUCCGCCAGCUCAUUAAGAGCCAGUUCAUGGGCGUUGGCAUGAUGGCCGUCAUGCAUCUGUACUUCAAGUACACCAACCCUCUUCUGAUCCAGUCGAUCAUCCCGCUGAAGGGCGCUUUCGAAUCGAAUCUGGUUAAGAUCCACGUCUUCGGGAAGCCAGCGACUGGUGACCUCCAGCGUCCCUUUAAGGCUGCCAACAGCUUUCUCAGCCAGGGCCAGCCCAAGACCGACAAGGCCUCCCUCCAGAACGCCGAGAAGAACUGGAGGGGUGGUGUCAAGGAGGAGUAA